Molecule: messenger RNA, 1084 nt
Organism: Fonticula alba
Lineage: Eukaryota; Rotosphaerida; Fonticulaceae
Exons: 2
Coding region: 21-935 (304 amino acids)
Molecular function (GO): protein binding
Source: RefSeq, a predicted model, not a curated record
CAAAGCCGUCCCCCGCAAGUAUGACCGCAGCCGCUGCCACGGCCGCCGCCACGCGCCAUGCCUCCUCGUCCAACAGUGCCAGCGCCCCGGGCAGUGCUCCGCUAUCGGUGGCCUCACCAGCCGCGGCCAUUGCCUCCUCGACUGCCUCGCCAUCCGGGUCUCUGGACUUCCAUCGCGGCGUGAGCCCCUCCUUUUUGCUGCGGUACCGCCGGCAUUUCCGCCUCCGCGCGCGUCACAACCCCUCGCGCGCCGAAUUGGCGGCCGUGGUCGCUCGGCACUUCGCCUCCAGCAUCGGCGUCCCCACCAGCGGUCCGAUCCCCGGUGGCGCGGGCCCGGUCCAGCUCCCUGCCUCUGGGGCCCUGGCCGCUCCGACCGGCCCUGGCGGCGUCCUCGACGAGGGCAUGAUCAUCGCCCAAUUCCUGUGCACCGUCAAGAGUCGCCAUCGCAUUGUCCGCCCGACCUUCUCCGGGAUGGACAGCCUGCUCCUGCCCCCGACCACGGCCCCGGCCGCCCCGGCGACGAGCUCGACCCCCAGCGCCGCCCCUUCGACCACCGGCGCGUCGCAGGCCCGCAAGGCCGGCAAGGCCUCAGCCAGCGGGCUGACCUCCCCCCGCACCGGGCCGGUGGCCGCCGCCUCCUCGCGUCCGACCACCCCGUCGACAACUCCCACUGCGCCGGCGGCCGCCUCCUCGGGCCCGAAGCAGACCCCCGCGGCCCGGGCCUCCGGGACCCCGGCCUCCAAUCGCACGGCGGCCGCCGAGGGCCCCGGCAGCAAGGCCACCGGCCAGGGGGGCGGCGCCAAUCGCACGGCUGGCUCCUCCGCCUCUUCGGCCGCUGUGGCCGCCGCCGCGGCCGCCCUCUCGGUUCCCACCGGUGCCGGGCCUGCGGUGUCGGCCGGAUCGCGCGUCGAGCCGGUCAAGUCCCUCUCCUCCUAGAAAGAGUGAGGGCGCGGGGAGGCCCCGCCGAGGGCGCGCACGCUUGUGCCCCCCCCCCCCCAUAUCCGCCCGCGCUCGUGCCUGCCCGCGUGUCCCUCCUGUCCUUGUGUCUCCUCCAGCAGCCGCGCGUCUCCCUCUCUCUCUCUCUC